AUGGAUUUUCUCAUAUUGAAGCCUGGUCGCUGCCGAUUUCCCCAUGUUGAAGGCGAUUUGAUACCGUGGACAAUCCAACGGCGAGAAAUCCCUCUUCCUCUUACUCAACGACCAACAACCAUGUUCUCAGUCUCUUUACUCGUCGCUGGCCUUGCUUCCGCUGUCUUCGUUAACUCGCAGACGAUUCCUGCUAACUGCACUCGUACCUACACGGUGCAGUCUGGCGACUUCUGCGACAAGAUCUCGGCUACUCAGAACGUCUCUACUUAUCAAUUGGCGACGGUUAACAGUGGGAUUAUCAACACUGAAUGCAGCAACCUCUUUGUCGGAGAGGUUCUCUGCCUCGGGUUAGAUGGUCAGGAUUGUACCCAAGUCGCGGUCGUUACUGCGGGUUCGGACUGCAAUACAAUUGCCACCGCGGCUGGGAUCUGCUUCGCGGAUCUGCUUCAAAACAACCCCAACAUCGACGCUCAAUGUACUAAUAUCUACGGCGGCGAGGUACUUUGCGUCGCCCCUGUCACCAACUAG
This is a messenger RNA of Cyclocybe aegerita, 528 nucleotides long. The record is from the annotation of a GenBank genome assembly. Lineage: Eukaryota; Fungi; Basidiomycota; Agaricomycetes; Agaricales; Hemipholiotaceae.